CCGCGGCCGCGGCGGCUGCAGGGCGAGCCGAGAGGCUCAGCCAUAUUUGAUGGUUUUGUUGCUUUGCUCAGGAGUUCUCGGGAGUAAUGUAAUGCCGAAGGUCGCUGCCUAGUGGAAAUAAUAUAGUACGUCAUUAAUAUGGCGCCAAAAGAUUGGGCUGUGGAUCUGUAGCGCGGAGGGAGGAGGCGGCCGCCCGCGCCGUGGUACUAUCCCACCAGCAACUUGGGCAUCACCGGGCUGGGGCCGGCGACGAGGCCGGGAUGGCCGCGGAGCUCGAGAAUUGAUCGGUGUUGGAUCAGCUGCCUGCUGUCUCCCGGGGAGAUCAUGAAACGAGGUCGCCUUCCCAGCAGCAGUGAGGAUUCUGACGACAAUGGCAGCUUGUCAACGACAUGGUCCCAGCAAUCUCGGUCCCAGCAUGGGAGGAGCGCCUGCUCUAGACAUGAAGACCGGAAGCCUUCUGAGGUGUUUAGGACCGAUCUGAUCACUGCCAUGAAGUUGCAUGACUCCUACCAGCUGAACCCUGACGAGUACUACGUGCUGGCAGAUCCCUGGAGGCAGGAAUGGGAGAAAGGAGUCCAGGUGCCUGUGAGCCCAGGGACCAUCCCGCAGCCUGUGGCCAGGGUUGUGUCUGAAGAGAAAUCUCUCAUGUCCAUCAGGCCCAAGAAGAACAUUGCAUCAUCAGUCCCGGAGCCAUCAGAGUUGGGCUACGUUGAUAUCCGGACGAUGGCAAACAAUGUUUGUCGAUACGACCUCAAUGAUAUGGAUGCCGCGUGGCUGGAACUCACCAAUGAAGAGUUUAAGGAGAUGGGGAUGCCUGAGCUGGACGAGUACACCAUGGAAAGGGUCUUGGAGGAAUUCGAACAGCGAUGCUAUGAUAACAUGAACCACGCCAUAGAGACGGAAGAGGGCUUGGGGAUUGAGUACGAUGAAGAUGUCGUCUGUGACGUCUGCCAGUCACCUGAUGGUGAGGAUGGCAACGAGAUGGUAUUCUGUGACAAGUGUAACAUCUGUGUGCACCAGGCUUGCUAUGGAAUCCUCAAGGUGCCAGAGGGCAGUUGGCUAUGCCGCACAUGCGCCCUGGGAGUUCAGCCAAAAUGCUUGCUAUGUCCCAAGAAAGGUGGCGCUAUGAAGCCUACCCGCAGCGGAACCAAGUGGGUCCACGUCAGCUGUGCUCUGUGGAUCCCUGAGGUAAGCAUUGGCAGCCCUGAGAAGAUGGAGCCCAUCACGAAGGUGUCUCACAUCCCCAGCAGUCGGUGGGCGCUCGUGUGCAGCCUUUGCAAUGAGAAGUUCGGGGCCUCCAUCCAGUGCUCUGUGAAGAACUGCCGGACGGCCUUCCAUGUGACCUGUGCUUUUGACCGCGGCCUGGAGAUGAAGACCAUCUUAGCAGAGAACGAUGAAGUCAAAUUCAAGUCCUACUGCCCAAAGCACAGCUCACAUAGGAAACCUGAGGAGAGCCUGGGUGAGGGGCCAGCGCAGGAGAACGGGGCCCCCGAGUGUUCUCCUCAGAGCCCUCUGGAGUCCUUUUCCAGUCUGGAACAGAAUCGAGGGGAGGCCCACCGGGUGAGUGUUCGCAAGCAGAAGCUACAGCAGCUGGAGGAUGAGUUCUACACCUUUGUCAACCUGCUGGAUGUGGCCAGGGCCCUGCGACUGCCUGAGGAAGUGGUGGAUUUCCUGUACCAGUACUGGAAGUUGAAGAGGAAGGUCAACUUCAACAAGCCCCUCAUCACCCCAAAGAAAGACGAAGAGGACAAUCUAGCCAAGCGGGAGCAGGAUGUCUUGUUUAGGAGGCUGCAGCUGUUCACGCACUUGCGGCAGGACCUGGAGAGGGUUCGGAACCUCACUUACAUGGUGACCCGCAGGGAAAAGAUGAAACGAUCUGUGUGCAGAGUCCAGGAACAGAUUUUCAAUCUUUACACUAAGCUCUUGGAGCAAGAAAGAGUUUCAGGUGUGCCUUCUUCCUGCGCCUCACUGGAGAACAUGCUCCUGUUCAACAGCUCUUCUGUGGGCCCUAAUGCUCCCAAGAUAGAGGACUUGAAGUGGCAUUCUGCAUUCUUCAGGAAACAAAUGGGUACUUCCUUGGCUCAUUCGCUGAAAAAAUCCCAUAAGCGAGAUCCAUUGCAGCGUAAUCCUGGGAGUGAGGGCAAGACCCCGACAAAGCAACCAGGUUUGUGUGGUAGAAGGGGCGGGCCGGGGGUCCCAGAAAGCUUUCUGAGCUUUGAAAAGACUUUUGCAGAAGCACGUCUCAUAUCAUCAGCACAACAGAGAAAUGGUGUGGUGACACCAGACCAUGGGAAAAGAAGAGACAAUCGUUUUCAUUGUGAUCUCAUUAAAGGAGACUUAAAGGACAAAUCUUUUAAACAGAGUCACAAGCCUCUCAGGUCCACAGAUACAUCCCACAGGCAUCUGGACAACACAAGAGCUGCCACCUCCCCUGGAGUAGGGCAGUCAGCACCUGGCACCAGGAAGGAGAUUGUGCCCAAGUGCAAUGGCUCCCUAGUCAAAGUGCCUACAACACCUGCCAGCCCAGCGAAAAGCUGGGGAGGAUUCCGGAUUCCAAAGAAAGGGGAACGGCAGCAGCAAGGAGAAGCCCAUGAGCCCUGCCACCAGCACUCAGACUCUUCCCACCUGGGCUUAGGCCGAGUUCCAACCAAGGAAAAGGCAAAGAACAGGUUAAGAUCUGACAGUGAGAAUGAUGGGUACGCCCCUGAUGUGGAAAUGAGUGACUCAGAGAGUGAGGCGUCAGAGAAGAAGUGUAUCCAUGCCAGCAGCACCAUCAGCAGGAGGACAGACAUCAUCAGGAGAAGCAUCUUGGCCUCUUGAUGAAACAGCUGGUGUGGAAGCACAUGGCUCGUUGCCGGCCAUGCUGAGAGCUCUGAUAGGGGGGCCAGCAAAAACUCAUUGUUUCUGAGCUAUACCAACAUAUUUCCUUGCAAUUCAGAUUGAAUUUUUUCCAGAGUCAUUUAUAAAUCAUUGUUGUGAGAAGUUUCUGUUAUUUGCAACUUGUUGAGGAAACAGAGUAGAUUUUGACCGUAAGACACUAAGGUGAGGACCUGAACUAACACUAAGAAAAGGAAUGAAGUAACUUUAAAGAGGGCCAGGCUUCAAUAGCACCAUGCAUUUUUGUCCUCUACGUUUUUCCCAAAGCACAAACUCUGAAUACUCUUACAGAGUCAGAUAGAAUUCUGUGUAAUGAAUAACCCUAUUUAUAGAAGCCCUCACCAUCUAUAGCCCAAGAAGCUUAUUUCUUAGGAAUGGUAAAUGCAGGCAGCAUUUGGCUCCUGGGCUGUGUGGUGUCAAUAGCCAAGGCUCAGAAGCUUCAGCAACACUGGGAUCUUGCACAUGUGGCAUCCAGGGGGAAGAGUUUACCCAACGGCAUUGCGGGAAGGGAGAAGGGACAGCAGAGCUGCUGAAGUCAGAUUUAGGGCCUGGGUAGCAAGGUCCUGAAGCCCUGAGUGGGCUGUGGAUAUAGUAUGGGUGGAAAGGAAGUUGUCAAGAAAGUUGUGUGAGAAAGGGCAGCUGAGGCCCAAGUGUUAACUAGUCUGCUUGACCUUCCUCUUUCCUAACUGCUGGCCUUUGGACCCAAUUGGGAUUUCCCUGGCUAUUGCCAGUACUUGGCCAUCUGGCUUCCAAUAAUACAAUGGUUAUUCAAGUUCAAGUGAUGAACUUCAGACUCUGGUGACUCUCACUCCCCAGAGUUAAGCACUAGUACAUAUUUGGGGAAUCCAAGAUUCUACCAUGAGAGGAUUCCUUAUUCAAAAAAAAACAAAAAACACAAAAAAACAAA
Messenger RNA from Acomys russatus (golden spiny mouse), 3784 nucleotides. It is a transcript of the gene Jade1, whose product is annotated as jade family PHD finger 1. The record is from RefSeq and is a predicted model, not a curated record. Gene Ontology annotation, biological process: regulation of transcription by RNA polymerase II. The transcript has 11 exons. Gene Ontology annotation, cellular component: histone acetyltransferase complex. Lineage: Eukaryota; Metazoa; Chordata; Mammalia; Rodentia; Muridae. The coding region runs from base 325 to 2820 and encodes 831 amino acids.